Messenger RNA from Python bivittatus (Burmese python), 4216 nucleotides. Lineage: Eukaryota; Metazoa; Chordata; Lepidosauria; Squamata; Pythonidae. The record is from RefSeq and is a predicted model, not a curated record.
CCAAGGUCUGCUAGAUGCUGCCACCUGCUGUGACACAAGGUCAUUUAACAAGCAAAAAUGAAGACACGUGAAUAGGAGUAAGGGGAAAUGGGUCUUCAGAGUUAAUGAGUCUGGAUAAGGCACAUCAAUGUGGAAGCACCUGCGUUAUCCGUUUUAGGGACAAAUCUCCAGUACACUAAAGAACAAAAACAAAAAACCUGCCAGAAUUGCUGCAUUUUCAUAAUGAAGAAAAUUAGUCUCAAGACCAUUCGUAAAUCUUUUAACUUAAAUAAGAGCAAAGAUGACAGUGACUUUGUUGUGGUUGCACAGCCAUCAUUAAAUGAUUUUGGAAAAGAUGACUCCUUGUUUGCUAGCUGUUAUGGCAAAGAUUUGGCUAGCUGUGACAUCAACAGUGAAGAUGAGAAAGGUGGCAAAAACAGAUCAAAGACUGAAAGCUUAAUGGGUACAUUAAAAAGACGACUUUCAGCCAAACAGAAGCAAAAAGGUGGCAAGGGCAGCACGCCGUCUGUAAGCUCUGCUGAUGAAGAUACUUUUUCUUCUUCUUCUGCUCCAAUAACUUUCAAAGAUGUAAGAGCUCAAAGACCUCUUCGAUCCACAUCCCUCCGAAAUCACCAUUAUAGUCCAACCCCAUGGCCCCUUCGGCCAACAAACUCAGAAGAAACAUGUAUAAAAAUGGAAGUGAAAGUAAAGGCCUUGGUCCACUCUUCAAAUCCAAGCCCUGCACUGAAUGGUGUUCGCAAAGAUUUCCACGACUUGCAGCCAGACAGCAUGUUCCAUGAACAAAACAGUGCAUUAAAAAGUACGGAAUCUCAGAAUGGAGAUUUGCAUCUUCAUAUUGAUGAACAUGUGCCUGUAGUUAUUGGACUUAUGCCUCAGGACUACAUUCAGUACACUGUGCCUUUAGAUGAGGGAAUGUAUCCUUUGGAAGGAUCACGUAGUUACUGUUUGGAUAGUUCCUCACCCAUGGAGAUUUCAACUGUUUCUUCUCAAAUGGGUAGUACUACAUUUCAUGAAGAAGAGGGUUCAGUGAAUCAAGACGUAGUAGUUGCUCCAGAUAUCUUUGUGGACCAAGCAGUAAAUGGUUUAUUGAUUGGUACAACAGGAAUCAUGUUGCAAAGUCCAAGAGUUAAUCAUAAUGAUAUUCCUCCACUCUCGCCAUUGCUACCUCCAAUACAGAAUAAUCAAAUCCAAAGGAACUUUAACAGCCUGAAUGGCACAGAUGUCCAUGUGGCUGAAAGUAUGCGCUGCCAUUUAAAUUUUGAUCCUAACUCUGCACCAGGAGUUGGAAGAGUAUAUGAUUCUGUACAAAAUAGUGGCCCGAUGGUUGUAACAAGUCUCACAGAAGAACUUAAAAAACUGGCAAAACAAGGAUGGUACUGGGGUCCAAUUACACGAUGGGAAGCAGAGGGAAAACUAGCCAAUGUUCCUGAUGGUUCAUUUCUUGUGCGGGACAGCUCUGAUGACCGUUACCUUUUAAGUCUGAGUUUCCGUUCUCAUGGUAAAACUCUUCAUACUAGAAUUGAGCAUUCAAAUGGUAGAUUUAGCUUUUACGAACAACCAGAUGUGGAGGGACAUACUUCUAUAGUUGAUCUAAUUGAACACUCAAUUAGGGACUCUGAAAAUGGUGCAUUUUGCUAUUCGAGAUCUCGAUUACCUGGAUCUACAACUUACCCAGUGAGACUAACCAAUCCAGUAUCUCGUUUCAUGCAAGUGCGUUCCUUGCAGUAUCUGUGUCGAUUUGUUAUACGUCAGUAUACCAGAAUAGAUCUGAUUCAGAAACUGCCUUUGCCAAACAAAAUGAAGGAUUAUUUACAAGAAAAGCACUACUGAAGGCUUAUGGGAACCUUGCAGCUUGCACUUUGGGAAUAACAACAAAAAAUUUAAAGAGAGCGAUUGAUACACAGUUUACAAACUUAAUUAUUACUAGUUUUUUUGCUGCCAUAAUUUCAUUUUUGUGCAUAAAGAAGGGUAAUGUGUUUUGAGUUUAAUGGGUAUUUGGGGUUUUUCUUUUUUAAAACGAUCUGAAAGGUUUUUUUUUUUUAGAAGAAUAAAAUAACUAUCUUUCAUUCAGUGUGCAAAAUAAUCACAAUGUGAAUGAUAAACAUUGUCCUUAAACUCCCCAUCUCCUUUGCUGCUAAUCCACUGUGAUUUUUAUGCAUUUGAAGCACAUUUCAUGUGUUUUCAACCAUACGUAAAAAUUGAAACUUGAUGGGAUAUAUUUUGUCGUCUUCAAAUAGUCUGCUUUUUGUUUUUGUUCUUAAUUUAAAAAAAGUUGGGAGUAAAAUAUACUGGUAUACUGAACUUGGAUAGAUGCUUAACAUAAUUUCCCAAUACCUAAUUGAAAGCAUAGAACCGUGGGCUGGAGGGAAUGCAUGAUACAAUACGGUUGUGCAUCGUAUCUUUUGAAAGCCUCCUUCUCCUAAGCAGUUUCAGUUAUUGCAGAUAUUACUUUGCUUUUCUUGUUCAUUCUUAACCAUUUUUAAAUUUUAAAAUAGCCUUUGAAAAAAAAAUGUGAAAUAAAUAUUGGAAAUCAUAUUAAUAUUCAAACAAAAGCUAAAUACACUUAAAAACACUUAAAAAUAUUUGGAGGGGUUCUAAAAAUCCUGAUUUAAAUGAAGCUAUUCAGAUAAUUUCAGAACUCUGAGAUUUGUCCCAAUGGAAAUUUUGAAAAUUAUGUGGUGAUGCAUUUAAAAGUAUCCUGUAAUUACUGCAAAAAAUGGACAUUAAAUAGCUCAUCGUAAAAGGAAUUUAAAUUCCAUUAAUUUCCUUGGGUGAGUUAGCCACAUGUAUAAUCUUUUCCCAUGGAAAAUGAUAAGAUUAAGAAGUACUUAACUUUGAUCGAACAUGGCUUCAAUUUCAAAUGUGUUUUCCUCUAUUGUUUAGCAUUCAUUUUCCAUCAUUAUAUUUCAUUUUAAUUGGCAAGUGAAGAGAACUUAAAUUAAUCCCCAAAUAUUAUUCGUUAUAGAAACAUGCACAUUUUAAAAUGAAGACAAUUAGAUAAAAUAUCAAAAUAGUCACCAUAGGAAAUAUUCAAGUGCAUUACGAUUUUCAUUUUUACAUACUCUUAUUUGCAAAAAGGAAAAUCCAUAUCAUUUUAGAUACCUGUAAUGGGAUAAAUCUUCCAGGAAUAAUUGUAUUAGGAUUUCCAGAGCAUCAACGUAUUGUUUUGUUUCACUUUAGUGAGGUCUGCAUAGGAGAAAUUUCCAGUUAAUUGGAAGGCCUAUAGAUGAGGCUACUUUACAGCCUAGACCCAAUCUUGAGAAAUUUCCUCACCUGUUUUGAUGAAAAAUUGGGGAAAGUUGAUGUUAAUUGGGCUCCAUUGCCUUCAGUAGGCUUUAAGUCUGAUAGUGUUGUUUUGUGUAUGUUUUUGUAGAAAAAAAUGCCAAUAAGUUUAUAAAGAAUUGCAGCCUAACUAUUUAAAAAAAAUGUUUGUGGUCAAAGGACUAUUUCUGCAAGUUGUUCCAUGAUAAACACUAUACUGUGGAAGCAGAGCAUUUUUAUGUUUAUAAGAGCUCUUGUGAACCAAAAUCUUAACAAGUAGGAAACUGUAUUCUGAAAUUUCUGAAUAAAAUCAUACAAUUUGGGAGUGUGGUUUUAAAGUUACAGAAAUUAGUUUGUGCCACUGCAGUGUGUCUUUCAUUUUUUUCUUUGCAUUUUCCCAUUUGAAUACUGAAUAUUUUUCUGAUUAGUAAAAACAUUUAAAGGGUGAUGAAAUUUUGAGAAAUCUUCAUUUUGGGGUAUUUCACCCUUGCUUCCUCUACCUUUUUUGUGGUUUUUUGAAUGAAUUUAUACUAUUAAAGUAUGAAGGUGCUGCAGUGGCCUGACAUUUUGGGUUGUGUGAGUCAAUAUGCUAAAUUUCUAUUUUUUAAAAAAUUAUUUUUUAGAUCAUAAUGUUUAGAAGAAUAUCAGAGGCAAAGUAUGUCUUUUGCUCUGGGAAUCAGAGGUGGAAGCAUCUCUCUUGCCCAGUUACAGUAUAAUAGAUUUUGAAAAAUAAAAUAUAUAGAGAGAGAUGCUCUUAAAUUCCUGAGCAAAAUAUAUCUAUAUGUGUGUGUGUCAUUUCUUGGCUUUGCCAUUCUGAUAUUUAUGCAAAAUCUUCAUUUUUGUUUCUUAAUUUUUACUCCCAAGCAAGAUUACAAAUUUUAUAUAUAAAAGGCACAAUGAUAUAUGUGAUAGUACCAUGUUUUGCCUAAUGAAGAAAAGGAUUUUUUUUUUUUUU